GCCUUCAGCAGCUAACGUUAGCUAGCUGGCUGUUUAGACAACAUAGCUAGCUACCACGGAUGUGUUAAGCAAUGCACUUUUAAAAGUUACCGCGACAACAAUGGCUUCUCUUUAAAGUGGUAUGGACAGUUUUCUUGGAUGGAAUCCAGUGUAAAUAAGGACGAGCUUUUCUGCAGCAUGUGCAGACAUUUCCCCAGCGGAGCUGACGGCCCAUCAGCCAGAGAGGAGGCCCUCACACAGAAAAUGGCCCACCCACUUUUGUACUGGCCCGCCCAAAAUACUAUUUCUGCCUACGCCCCUGCUUCAAGGACUGCAGUGAACUCCUCCUCCCCAGACUGAUAAAAAACAAGUUUCAGCAGGUCUGCCUAAACCAGCUGAGGGACCACUGCAUAAGCUCCGGCCUGGGGACUUUGGUGAUCAAAAGCUUCAGGAGGAAGAACUGGCAGUCCAGAUGGUGGGAAGGACCCUUCCAGAUCCUCCUGGUCACUCACACAGCAGUCAAGGUCGCGGAACGAUCCACGUGGGUGCACGCGACACACUGCAAACAGGUUCCGGACCCAGGAGAGGUGCCAGGUUCGCUAACACCUGCAACAAGUGACGAGCAGGUUCCCUGCUGAGUCACCUACGAGGGAAAUCAAUUCAGAGACCGGCCUGACAGACGGCGUUUCUGUGCUAUCUCUGAAAUCAAUCGGGGAAAAACUGGAGUUUUUCUCACUGAUUUGCAAACACACUGAAGGAAGAGAGAAAGUGUGACCAACAUACUGCUAUUGUACCUUUUUGAACACAGCACAUUCCUGAAAAAAAAAAAAACACUCAUUCUGUGGAGCUCUGAUAGCUCUGACACUCACAGCACAAUCCUUGUUGGAUUGCCUAGAUGGCGUUCAGAGUACAACAGGUAUCACAGAGCUAAUAUUACUAUCAUGGUCAACACUACAUCCACUCUUAUGCUUCAGCCCUGUGACUUUGUGUGGUGCGGGGAGCAUGGAGCAUCAAUAGGAGAGAGAGAGGUAUAUGUAUGUUACAUUGCAGAGGUGAUGGACAUUGGUUAUUACAGAGAAGGAGGACCCAUAUGUUCCUCAUGGAAACAAGCUGUUUGGUAUACAGGUAAUGCAGAUUGGGGCUAUGAGGUUCCUAACGACCACACAAACCUAACCAAUAGAUUAUCAAUAAAGAAAGUAAAUUAUUCCUCAACAGGCAUCUUGUUAACAUUGACCAAUGCUCAGUAUUUGGACCAAGGUUACUUUGUUGUGUGUAUUAUGACCUUAGGGAGGCUUCCCUGCGGAUCUUUUUAUCUUGAAGUAAUCUCACCUCCCACAUCCAACACAGAAUCACCACAUUUGACGCAGACUUUUGAAAGUUUAUCUAACAGAUGGGGAUCUUCUGAGGAUAAUGAUGCAUUCUCCACUAAUGCAUGGCUUGGCCUAGUUAAGAAGUUCACGCGUGAUGUAGGGUAUAAUGACUCUUGUUGUUUGUUCACUAUUUCCCCACUCUCAGAAGCAGGCUACCCCAGUAAAACCACACACAUUGAAUCUCACAGAAGUUGUCUGUGCUCUGACAGCACUCAAGGAUGUUAGAGAGGAGGGGGGUCAGUUCUAUUCAGCUUUUAUUCAACCUCCACCUUGUGGAGGUUUUGCGAAUCGCACUGUACGUGCUCCAAAUGGUACUGUCUUUAAAACUAAAAAUGGAAAAGCAUCUGAUAGUAUAGGACAGUUUCACCAUAGCCUUAUGAAGAAUUUGACGCAUGCCCUAUGCAUUGAACGACCUCGUCGCAUGGGUUCUCAGUAUUUGUGGGUAACCACGGGUUGUCAGCGGACUUUGAAUUGUACGUGCGCAACAGGGGAUUUAAAUAUUAGUGCAUGCUUACACUCCACACCGGGGUAUCUUAGUGCUUCAGUACUGAUACCAUCUUUGACUCACACCAUGCGUUGGCCUGAUGAUUCUGGCGCAGGGUUUCUAGUGGAUUAUGUUUGGCUCUGUGGAGACCAUUGGUAUCAGAUUUUGACUCCACAAUGGGCAGGAAGAUGUAGUAUGAUAUAUUUGACACCUUCCAUUACAGUUAUGACUUCCCUUGUGCAUACAACUCACCACUAUCCCAUGUACGUGCCCACAUCUGAUGUUUCUACUAGAGAAAAGCGAGAGGUUACCAGCCCAGGAACAAAAUUUGCAGCAGGCUUCUUUCCUUGGUAUGGAACAGUAAACAAUGCACAUAAUAUUGAUCGGGUUCAGGAAAGUCUUGAGAAUUUGACUGCUAUGAUGAUUUCAGGGUUUGGAGAAUUUCCUCCUGUUAUGCGAGCUAUGACAAACAUGCUAAUGCAACAUCAGAUGGGAUUGGACCUAUUGCUAGCAGCACAGGGGGGACUCUGUCACAUCAUAGGCACUCACUGCUGCACAUGUAUCCCAGACAUUUCAGGAAACAUCACUGACACCAUUCACCACUUGAACCUACUUUUGACUAAUCUCAAAGCACAGGACGUCCCAGAACACUAUGCAGGAUGGAACUGGUGGGCCUGGGUUUUUCAAGGGGGAUGGAAGGCUUGGUUAGCUAGAUUUGUUGCACCACUAAUAACUUUGAUGUUUGGUUUCCUGAUCUGUGUAUGCUGCAUAAUCCCACUAGUCAAGAAAAUGGUCUCCUCCAUCUUCAUGGUAAAUAUGAUACAGUAUCAGGAACUUCAGAAUACCGAGUCCUCUGACUUGUUUCGUCUGUCCAGGUAUGAUGAUGAGGUCCUGGACACCGUUUCUGAUACUGUCUGAGACUGAUUAAAAUUUUUGUUUUAUUAUUUUUACUUAGACGUGAACGCUUGCUAUUAUUAAAAAGUUUUUUUUUUUUUGUACCUCUUUCAAAAACAGCAUUU
Perca fluviatilis (European perch) is the source of this 2852-nucleotide messenger RNA. RefSeq lists its product as uncharacterized. The record is from RefSeq and is a predicted model, not a curated record. The coding region runs from base 1456 to 2751 and encodes 431 amino acids. The transcript has 3 exons. Lineage: Eukaryota; Metazoa; Chordata; Actinopteri; Perciformes; Percidae.